Molecule: messenger RNA, 2005 nt
Organism: Labrus mixtus (cuckoo wrasse)
Lineage: Eukaryota; Metazoa; Chordata; Actinopteri; Labriformes; Labridae
Product: platelet-derived growth factor subunit A-like
Exons: 6
Coding region: 687-1280 (197 amino acids)
Biological process (GO): positive regulation of phosphatidylinositol 3-kinase/protein kinase B signal transduction; positive regulation of cell migration; positive regulation of ERK1 and ERK2 cascade
Cellular component (GO): membrane
Molecular function (GO): growth factor activity; platelet-derived growth factor receptor binding
Source: RefSeq, a predicted model, not a curated record
AGCAUCCCGACUUCAUUCACCCAGGAGAUCACAGAAAGUGACACCCAAUGGGCUUGCAAGCGGAGAGUUGUUUUAUUUUUUUAUUUUUUUUGCCUUCUUUCAUACAUUGAUGCGAUUUCAUCAAUGAACCCAGCAGGACAGAUCUGAUUAUUGCUGGAAGUUAACAUUUUAAAGAGCAACGAUAAACCAGCCAAAGAGUAGCAAGAUACCCAACAGCUGCAGGACGAACCAACGGGACUUUGACGGGAUUAUAAUGAGAACAAAAUGAUGGAUAUUGUGGGGCGUGUGAAUGACAAAGAAAGGUUUUCCUGCUUUUAUUUGGACACCUGUUCUUCUGAUGCCUAAACGAGCUACAGGACAUCGAUAUGUUCUUCAUUCGUUUUGAUUGUUUGAUGAACUUUUCUUUGUAAUUCCGACUGCUCUUACGCUGACCACUGGUUAUUUUGGAAAUCCAUUAAGUGACUUUCACUCACAGCAGGAGUAGUAAAAAAAAGCUUGGCUCGUCACUUUGAACAUCAUCCUGUAUAACUUGACGCACACAGCACGUUCUUUUUAUCGAAAUCUUUGUGGUGACCAGAGUUUUACCGAGGGAUGUUUGUGGGCUCCCGAGAAGAGGGAGCGACAGCCCGGCUCCUGCAGUGGACCUCCGCCUCGCCCUGGUGCCAAUGCAGUGGAUCUGAGAGGAGAUGAGAGCUGCCGUGUACCACCUCCUCGCCGGCUGUCUCUGCCUGUUACGCGCCGCUGCUGAGGAGUCUCCACUCCCCCGGGAGCUGCUGGAGCGACUCUCCCGUAGCGAGAUACGCAGCAUCAGCGACCUCCAGCGGCUGCUAGAGAUAGACUCCGUAGAGAACGAGGUGAUCCAGGAGACCAAACACAGCUACCACAAGGACUUUUCUCACAGCUUCCCUGACUUGAAAAGGGCACGCACACACACCAGGAACAGGAGGAGCACAGUGGUGGAAGAGGCCUUACCUGCAUCGUGUAAAGUACGGACAGCGAUCUAUGAGAUCCCCAGGAGUCAGGUGGAUUCCACCUCAGCCAACUUCAUAAUCUGGCCGCCCUGUGUGGAGGUGAAACGCUGCACGGGCUGCUGCAACACCAGCAACAUGAGAUGCCAGGCGGCCCGAAAGUAUCACCGCACAGUCAAGGUGGCGAAGGUAGAGUACGUGCGACGGCGUCCCAAGCUGAGGGAGGUGCAGGUGAAGCUGGAGGAUCACCUAGAGUGCAUGUGCACCAACAAACGGCACAUCAACCCAAACACAGACAAUGGCAUUAGGUGAAGAGAGACCGGCAGAUGGGAGAGCGGAGGACAGAAGGAGGAGGAUGACCAGAAUCAGAAAAAAAGACGGAGCACCUUCAGCCUCUUAACAGCUCCAUUACAACUUCUGCCACCCAGUGACUGUGCAACGUUUGAUGGGAGUAUAUUUUACCCUGUGAUGUUUGGGAGAUUAAAUGGAGGAUCACUGACUGCCGUGGACCUCUUUUGUGCUUCGAGAAGUUUAUUAAAAAAAAGGAGAGAAACGAACUUACCAGUACAUAUGCUGAUAAUGCAGAACACUGGAGGACACGAGGUGCAUUCUGGGAUAUUAAAGGACUUAUUAUCUGCAUCUUGUGUCGUUGGAUAAACGGCUCAGCGACUCAGAUUAAUAACUGUGUGGAAUCCUUACUAGAAACCAUGACUGGGAUUAGGUUUUUUUUUACUCCAAGAUUUACUCUUCCUCAGACCAACACUCACACACACAUGCACAUAUAUCUUCUUCAUUUUUAUAACCCAUCAUUUUUUAUGACUGUUUGUUUCUACUUCUGGUAUGUUAUCUGCAUAAAAAAGGAAGGAAAUAUCCUCCUGACAUGUUAGUGAUACUAAUAAACUAUUUAUGUAAAAAAACAAAAAGAUGAGUGUGGUGAUCAGAAAAAAGCCUUAGAGAAAGAGGUGAUAUGUCUUAGUUUGAAAGAGAAAGUGUACAGGCUUCUGUGUAUGUGUGUGUGUGUGUGUGUGUGUGUGUGU